Mus pahari (shrew mouse) is the source of this 466-nucleotide messenger RNA. RefSeq names its product secretoglobin family 1A member 1 (gene Scgb1a1). Lineage: Eukaryota; Metazoa; Chordata; Mammalia; Rodentia; Muridae. The transcript is spliced from 3 exons. Gene Ontology annotation, cellular component: cytoplasm. Gene Ontology annotation, biological process: signal transduction. Bases 51 to 341 code for a protein of 96 amino acids. The record is from RefSeq and is a predicted model, not a curated record.
UUACAACAUCAUCUCACAUCUACAGACAGCCCAAGCCUCCGGUCUCUACCAUGAAGAUCGCCAUCACAGUCACUGUGGUCAUGCUGUCCCUCUGCUGCAGCUCAGCUUCUUCGGACAUCUGCCCAGGAUUUCUUCAAGUCCUUGAGGCCCUCGUCAUGGAAUCGGAGUCCAAUUAUGUGGCAUCCCUGAAGCCUUUCAACCCUGCCUCAGACCUGCAAAAUGCAGGAACCCAGCUGAAGAGACUGGUGGAUACCCUCCCACAAGAGACCAGAAUAAACAUCAUGAAGCUCACGGAGAAAAUCCUAACAAGUCCUCUGUGUACACAAGAUUUAAGAAUCUGAAGCUCACUGGAUUUCAGAGAUAUUCUACUGCUAAAGGCCCUGUCACUGCCCUGUGCCUCUUCACCUCCUCAGCUUCCCCACACCAACCCCCCCCUUCCUCUUGGCAAUAAACUUCGAGCAUCUCA